AUGUCGCAUGAUAGUUCUCCCACGGAGCUCAACCACAUUGACACUGACACCCCAUCCGAGAAGAUCUACACCGGUAGCUGCCACUGCACCGCAGUCCGCCUGUCCGUCCAAGCCAAACCACUACCGGAGAUUGAAGUGAAGGAGGAUAACUGCAGUAUUUGCCAGCGGAACGCCAAUAUCUGUAUAUAUCCCCACCAGUCACAGGUUACUCUCCACGGCGAAGAGAACUUGACAGAGUAUCGCUUUGGAAGGGGAUUCACAGCACACCAAUUCUGCAAGAUAUGUGGUGUGCAACUGAGUAUGAAGUUGCAUGGACCGCCUCAGUCCGUGGUGGAUAAUCUUCCGCUAGAGAAGCAGGAGAUCGUGAAGCAGAAGUUGACUAUUGUGCCGAUCCGAGUGGCGGUUCUGGAUGGGGUGGAGUGGGCGGAUUUGAAGAUUGAGAGAACGGAUGAGGUCGUUAUUGUUAACAUUACUAUACUCGUCAUUAAUAUCAUCCCCCAAGGAAUGCCCUCUGUCCCUACCGACGGCUUGUCCGUCACCCACCCUUCCUCCAGGACCGGUCCGCCGCACCUCCGUCUGAUCCACUACAAUGACGUCUACCACGUGGAAGAAGGAUCCGCAGAACCCGUCGGCGGCGUAGCCCGAUUUCAAUCCGUCGUCAAUUACUACCGCCACGACCCCUCCUUUUCCGAACAACCCAACGUCCUGACCUUCUUCUCCGGCGAUGCCUACAACCCCAGUCUUGAAAGCACGGUCACCAAAGGGCGGCACAUGGUGCCGUUUCUGAAUAAGGCGGGGACAGAUGUAGCCUGUGUCGGUAAUCACGAUCUCGAUUUCGGUGUCGCUCAAUUCCGCCAUCUACGUACACAAUGUCGGUUUCCGUGGCUGCUGGCCAAUGUUCUGGAUCUCGAUUUGGGAAAGGAUGUGCCGAUUGCGAAUUGCGAGAAGACGUUGAUGUUGACCUCGUCUAACGGGAUCAAGGUCGGGGUCAUUGGCUUAGGCGAGAGGGAAUGGCUCGGAACGAUCAAUGCCCUCCCUCCGAACCUGGUCUAUAAGUCUGCGUACAAGACAGCGCUGGAGCUGGUCCCGCGUCUGCGUGAACAAGGCGCCGAAUUGAUUGUGGCGGUCACCCACCAACGUGAACCGAAUGACUAUAAGCUGGCUCAGAAGCUUCCGCCGGGAAUGAUUGAUAUUAUCUUGGGUGGCCACGAUCAUUUCUAUGCCCAUGCCGUCGUCAACGGCACGCAUGUCCUGCGGUCGGGUACGGACUUCAAGCAACUUAGCUACAUUGAGGCGUGGCGCAAGGAGGAUGGUGAAGGAUGGGACUUCAGUAUUGUGCGCCGGGAUAUCGUUCGGUCAAUUCCGGAGGAUCCUGCAACGACGACCAUGGUGAAUCGGCUGACGUCUAGCUUGGCGGCGAAGUUAGAAAAGCCGAUCGGGUAUACUUCGGUCGCACUGGAUGGUCGAUUCUCAACUGUGCGUCAGAAGGAGUCGAAUCUGGGGAACUUUGCGUGCGACCUCAUGCGGUUUUACUAUGGGGCUGACUGCGCGAUGAUGGCUGGCGGGACUAUACGUGGUGACCAAAUUUACCCGCCAGGGAUCCUGCGGCUGAAAGAUAUCCUCAACUGCUUCCCCUUUGAAGAUCCGGUCGUAUUAUUGCGCAUCAAGGGUCGUGCGCUCUUCGAUGCCCUGGAGAAUGGAGUGAGCCAACUUCCAGCGCUCGAAGGACGGUUUACCCAGGUGUCGAACAUUGCUUUUGGCUACAACCCCUCGGCCCCUUCGGGCUCCCGCAUCAACUGGGCCCAGGUCGGCGGAGAGCCAAUUGACUUCGAUGGGCAGUACACAUUGGCAACCCGCGGAUACAUGGCUCGUGGGAAAGACGGUUUUGCGUCUCUGUUGGUGCAGUCAGAGGGCGGCGAAGUCGAAGAGAUCGUAGAUGAAGAGAGUGGCAUCCUGAUCAGCACACUACUUCGCCAGUAUUUCCUGAGUUUGCGAGUGAUGGGUCGAUGGCGGCGCUGGGGUCCCAGCAUGACCCGACACUGGAGCAACGUGCAUGAUAGCCUCCAUUGCAAUGGGUGGCUGAAACCUCCAUCCCGCCAGCCGUCUCCCGAAUUAAACAAGGUGCCGUACCGGCCGCCUUUGUCGCGGUCGAAGAACUACUAUUAUGGUCGGUUUCCCGAGAUUGUGGAAACCGAGGAGACGGAGAGCCGAGGCGUGGGCCUGAACGGGGAGGACGAGUCGAUGGACUCGGACUCGGACACUGACCCCGACAUCCUGACCUCUCCUCGUCCAACUACGAACUAUGUAACUCUGCCAGCACGGUCCGCUACGGAAGAGGAACGGCGCCUGCGUCUGGCGCGCAAGGCCGUCCGGACAUGGAUGCACCGGACCGGGCUGCAGCCAUCGCCAAUUAAUGACGCGGAUGAAGUUGGAGAAUUCACACCGACGUGGACACCUGGUAUCUCGCCGCGCUUGGAGCAGCGGAUUGUGGUUGAAAAUUAG
Messenger RNA from Aspergillus piperis CBS 112811, 2502 nucleotides. Its product is annotated as putative 5'-nucleotidase. The transcript has 6 exons. The record is from RefSeq and is a predicted model, not a curated record. NCBI's taxonomy places the organism in Eukaryota, Fungi, Ascomycota, Eurotiomycetes, Eurotiales, Aspergillaceae. Gene Ontology annotation, biological process: nucleotide catabolic process. Bases 1 to 2502 code for a protein of 833 amino acids. Gene Ontology annotation, molecular function: carbon-sulfur lyase activity; hydrolase activity.